UAGACUGUUAGAUAUAGAUCUAAAGUUAUACCUUGUUUUUUAUUUGAUGACAAAUCAUCAUUUUUCGUAUAAAAGUCAUGUAAAAGUCAAGAAAUCUUAAAAAGAAAGUUCACGACCUUGACAUGACCUUGACGAUCACUAAGUUAGUAAAAUGUCGAAACACAACUCUGAAACGUGAUCAUUUCCUUCAUUCAUUAUGGACUAUUUUGAGAUAAUAUUAGCUUAGUAUGAUGUGGGAAGCACCCACUGAUAGAUAUUCAUUGGGAGGAUUCAUCGAUUUACAAAACGCGUCAUGUUUUCUGCAUUUUAGUGUUCGGGACUGGUUGGGUGCAAUAUUCCAUGAUUCCAUUCCCCAAUAUGAGAUCUCAACCAAGACCAUUGACAUUCUCCAUGCAUUGAUGAAAACAAACUUAGAAAGAGACAAACACAUAGAAGCACAAAUUGAGGAUUGUAGGCUUAAAGCUAAGGAGUAUUAUGCUGAAGGACAAAGGCUUACCAAUAUAUUGGAUGGUGUUGGUUUACAACAGGAGAAUCUUUCUCAGUCUGGUACAAUGAGCCUUCGAACCCUGUCUAACAUUGCAGAAUUGUUACAGAUAGCAGAGGCUAAUGACUCAAGCUACCUCUGUGCUCUGAGUGAUAUCUCCCAACAGACUCUUAAAAUUGAAGAACAGAGAAGUAGAGAGCAUCAGUUGUUUACGCAAUUAUCAGCAAAAACGAAAUCAGCCAUGCUCAGAACUCAGUCACUGAACAAGGCUGUUGAAGCACUCAGAGAGCAAAAAGAACAUGAGGCACCACAUGUCAGUCGUAAAAGCAAGCAAUUACUGUUCUUCAGGAAGAAGGGAGGAGAAUAUAGAAAAAGAAUAGAAACCUCCAUGCAAACAUUGCAUCAAAGUGGGGUUGAUACAAGUGUCCUUCACCAGGCAUUGUUAAUAAAAAGCAAGGAGCUAGAAGAAUUAAAGGGCUCCUUAGAACCACUCCGAGCAAGGAUGAGUAGCUAUCAAAGUCUUCCACCAGAUGUCCCUUUGGCCAAGGUUAAACUAGAGGAAUUGAGACGAGAGAUAGAGACUUUAGAAAGACAAUUGUACCAAAAUAUAGACACUAUACAUUUAAAAUAAUACAGUAGUUAAGAACAAAACCUGAUUGAAAGGAUGACAUUUAAGACAGAAUCAGAUCUAAAGGGAAUUGGAGUGGCAAAGUUGCAAAUGUUCAGUUGGCCUACCAAUCUAUUCCGUAUGAUCCAAUAAUACAAUAUCUCCAAAAAAAAUCUACGAUAUGUUAUAAAUUGGUGAAGUUAUUAAGGACUCAAAGUUAAAAAAAAGGGAAUAAGUGUUUAAAUUCUCCCAAAUAAUAAAAAUGAUAACUAUGAAAUUAGAGUACAUUAUUAAAAG
Owenia fusiformis is the source of this 1388-nucleotide messenger RNA. Lineage: Eukaryota; Metazoa; Annelida; Polychaeta; Sabellida; Oweniidae. The record is from the annotation of a GenBank genome assembly.